AUGACUCUGCGAGGAGGCUUUGAGAGAACGUGGAUUGGCUGCUGUAGAGGUGCCUGCUGCUGGGUGUUGCUGCUGGCUUGUUAUUUCCUGAUGGCCUUGGCAGCCAAGCCGAAAAUGCCAGGCCACACACACCUCAAUUCAAUACGCAUUGAUGGGGAGAUAUCCCUGGGCGGACUGUUCCCAGUGCAUGCGAGAGGGAACGACGGCAAAGCCUGCGGGGAGCUUAAGAAGGAGAAAGGGAUCCACAGGCUGGAGGCCAUGUUAUUUGCCCUGGAUCGAAUCAAUAAUGACAAUGAGCUGCUGCCUAAUAUCACUCUGGGGGCCCGCAUCCUGGACACCUGCUCCCGGGACACUCACGCUCUGGAGCAGUCACUGACAUUUGUUCAGGCGCUGAUUGAGAAAGACUCCACGGAUGUCAAAUGUCUCAGCGGGGGGCCGCCCAUCAUCACUAAGCCGGAGAGAGUGGUGGGAGUGAUCGGUGCAUCUGCCAGCUCCGUGUCAAUCAUGGUAGCCAACAUAUUGCGUCUCUUCAAGAUCCCUCAAGUGAGCUACGCCUCCACGGCUCCAGAACUGAGUGACAACACCCGCUAUGACUUCUUCUCCCGGGUGGUGCCCCCGGACACCUACCAGGCCCAGGCCAUGGUGGACAUCGUCAAGGCCAUGGCCUGGAACUACGUCUCCACUGUGGCUUCAGAGGGAAACUACGGAGAAAGCGGUGUCGACGCGUUCAUUCAAAAGUCUCGAGAGGACGGUGGCCUGUGCAUUUCACAGUCGGUGAAGAUUCCACGUGAGCCGAGAACUGGAGAGUUUGACAAGAUAAUUCGCAGGUUGAGUGAGAACCCGAACGCCCGAGUGGUCAUUAUCUUCGCCAGUGAGGAUGACAUCAGACGUCUCCUUCAAGCUGCUAAGAAGGCCAAUCAAACAGGACAUUUCAUCUGGGUGGGCUCGGACAGCUGGGGCUCAAAGAUCACCCCCAUCCUGAACCAGGAGGAAAUGGCUGAGGGCGCCGUCACCAUCCUCCCCAAACGACAAUCCAUCAAAGGUUUCGAUCGCUAUUUCAUCAGCCGAACAUUGGAGAACAACCGGAGGAACAUCUGGUUUGCAGAGUACUGGGAGAACAACUUCCAGUGCAAGCUGAGUCGACAUGCGGCGAAGAAAGGAUCCGGCAUCAAAAAAUGCACAAAUCACGAGCGGAUCGGGAAAGAUUCGUCUUAUGAGCAGGAGGGGAAGGUCCAGUUUGUGAUUGACGCUGUGUAUUCCAUGGCCCACGCUCUACACAACAUGCACAAAGACCUCUGUCCUGGAAAAGUGGGCCUCUGCUCCAAGAUGGAUUCCAUAAAUGGCACACUGCUGCUCAAGUACAUCCGCGAUGUCAACUUCACAGGAAUUGCCGGCACACCAGUGGUCUUCAACGUGAAUGGAGACGCUCCGGGUCGCUAUGAGAUCUUCCAGUACCAGAUGGAAAAUAACAACACAGAGUACAAGACCAUCGGCCGGUGGACGGAUAAGCUCUACUUAGACACCAGUAGGAUGCAGUGGCCGGGUGGAACACAAGAAGUCCCCUCCUCUGUUUGCAGCCAACCUUGCCGUGCUGGCCAGCGCAAGAAGACAGUCAAGGGAAUUCCAUGUUGUUGGCACUGCGAGAAUUGUGACGGGUACCAGUACCAGGCCGACACUUACACAUGCAAGAUGUGCCGUUUUGAUUUGCGGCCUAACAACAACCACACUGGCUGUGAUCCCAUUCCCAUUGUUAAGCUGGAGUGGAGCUCCCCCUGGGCAGUCAUCCCUGUCCUAAUCUCCGUCUUCGGCAUCAUGGCCACGAUGUUUGUGGUCGCCACCUUUAUACGCUACAAUGACACACCCAUUGUUAAGGCAUCGGGUCGAGAGCUGAGCUACGUGCUGCUGACGGGUAUUUUUCUGUGCUACGCCACAACAUUCCUCAUGAUCUCCACUCCUGAUGUGGUAAUAUGCUCACUGCGAAGGAUUUUCCUCGGCCUGGGUAUGAGUAUAAGCUAUGCAGCACUGCUUACCAAGACAAAUCGGAUCUACAGGAUUUUUGAGCAGGGCAAGAUGUCGGUCAGUGCCCCUCGAUUCAUCUCCCCGGCGUCCCAGUUAGUCAUCACUUUCAGCCUGAUAUCAGUGCAGCUCCUCGGAGUGUGCAUCUGGUUCGGUGUUGACCCGUCACAAGCCAUCAUCGACUACCAGGACCAGCGUACCACCAAUCCUGUAAUGGCCCGUGGUCUUCUGAAAUGUGAUAUAUCCGACCUGUCCCUCAUCUGUCUGCUGGCUUUCAGCAUGCUGCUGAUGGUCACCUGCACGGUUUACGCCAUCAAAACCAGAGGGGUUCCCGAGACAUUCAACGAGGCCAAGCCCAUCGGCUUCACCAUGUACACCACCUGCAUCGUGUGGCUUGCCUUCAUCCCCAUCUUCUUCGGGACCUCACAAUCAGCAGAAAAGAUGUAUAUCCAGACCACAACCUUGACCAUCUCCGUGAGCCUCAGUGCUUCUGUCUCGCUGGGAAUGCUCUACAUGCCCAAGGUCUACGUGGUUCUCUUUCAUCCGGAGCAGAACGUACCCAAGCGCAAGCGCAGCCUGAAGGCUGUAGUCACUGCAGCCACCAUGUCCAACAAGUUCAACCCUAAAGGUGGCCUGAGGCCCAAUGGAGAGGCCAAGUCUGAACUCUGUGAAAGUCUCGAAACACAAGUGCUGGCCUCCAAGCAGACUUACAUAAGCUACAGUAACCAUGCCAUCUAA
This is a messenger RNA of Limanda limanda (common dab), 2754 nucleotides long. RefSeq names its product metabotropic glutamate receptor 4-like. NCBI's taxonomy places the organism in Eukaryota, Metazoa, Chordata, Actinopteri, Pleuronectiformes, Pleuronectidae. Gene Ontology annotation, molecular function: adenylate cyclase inhibiting G protein-coupled glutamate receptor activity. Gene Ontology annotation, cellular component: membrane. The record is from RefSeq and is a predicted model, not a curated record. The transcript has 10 exons. Gene Ontology annotation, biological process: G protein-coupled glutamate receptor signaling pathway; regulation of synaptic transmission, glutamatergic. The coding region runs from base 1 to 2754 and encodes 917 amino acids.